Melanotaenia boesemani (Boeseman's rainbowfish) is the source of this 1675-nucleotide messenger RNA. RefSeq lists its product as uncharacterized. Lineage: Eukaryota; Metazoa; Chordata; Actinopteri; Atheriniformes; Melanotaeniidae. The record is from RefSeq and is a predicted model, not a curated record. Gene Ontology annotation, biological process: response to bacterium. The coding region runs from base 1 to 1032 and encodes 343 amino acids. The transcript is spliced from 6 exons.
AUGAUUCUGUUGUGGGUUACACUGCUCCUCUUUGGUCAGGGAUAUACGCUGGUUCCAGUGACCACGGGUCAACUUGGUGAAACUGUGACUUUGACCUGUAUUUUGCCAGAUGAAGAGCACAGUAGUACUGCUCUCCACUGGUACAAGCAGGGUGCAGGAGAUACUUUGAAACUGAUUGCAAAGCAAGUGAAAAACAAGAUUCCUGACUCUGUACCAGCAGAUUUUAUCUCAAGACUGAAUGUAACGUAUGAUGGAAAAAUCAGCCACCUGACCAUUUUCAAGACGAUUCAAGACGAUGAAGGAAUGUAUCACUGUGCUAAGAUCGACUGGACUAAGAAUACGUGGAACGGGAUGUAUUUAUCAUUAAAAGGGAACAGUGAGAGGACGUCAGACUAUACUGUUGUUCAGACAGCAUCAGAUCCAGCCCGUCCAGGAGACUCAGUGACUCUGCAGUGUUCAGUCUUCUCUGACUCUGAGGAUAAGACGUGUCCAAGAAAUCUCAGUGCGUUCUGGUUCAAAACUGGAUCAGAUAAAUCUCUUCCACAGAUCAUCUACACUGAUGGAAACAUACAUAAUGAAUGUGACAAGAGAUCUCACCCUCAGAAGAAAUGUGUUUAUAAUUUCUAUAAGAACAUCAGCUCCUCUGAUGAUGGGAUUUAUUACUGCGCUGUGGCCACAUGUGGAGAGAUUUUAUUUGGAGAUGGAACUAAAGUGGUAACUGUUUCAGGACCCAGUUUGUGGUCACAGGAUGUCAGAGCAGUUAUUUUCCUACUGAGUUUUGUCUUGGCUCUAAGUCUGAUUGUUAUAGCCGUCCUCAUUUAUGCCACAAACAAAAACACCUGUGAGCAUUGUGAAGCUGCAGCUGUGUUGCAGAAAUGUAGCAGUGGUCAGAAAAGCCAGCAGACAGAUGAGGACAGAUUGGUCUAUUCUGCUGUCGUCUUCGCCAUGAUGAAAACGGACACCAGAGCAAUAAAGGAAGCAGCAGAGAAACAGAGGAGCUACGCUAAUAUCAAGGCUUUUGGGUUAAACUAGUCAGUUAAUUGAUGCUUGAUGUCACUUCGUCUUCAGUAUUCAACUUUGUGUUUGCUUAGAGUCAAAAGACAUAGUAUAGUUUUUAGAAUCACGUGUAUUACUUGGUCUUUAUAAAUAUGUUUUGACUUUAUGUUUAAAGGUGUUUGGAGUGAAAUGAUAUUUCUCAUGAAAAAGUUAUUGAAUACAUGAAAGGAGAGUCUACAAACUGUCUUUCCAUGAAAAGAAAAAUUAGGCCUAAACCUUAUGAUAAUGUAAUAAUAGGUUCCAAGUCAAAAUAUGUCAACUGUGUUGUUGCUUUAUUUCACCACUUAAACAAAAUUUUCUGUUUUCUUGUCUUGAUCCUACCUUAAGUAAGGUAAUUAUUUGACAGGCAAAAUGAAUCAGUUAUUGAGAAGCUUGGUAAAUUAACAAAACAUUAAUUAUAAAAGAAGAACAUUGAUUUUAAAUCAGACCCUAGAAUCGAUAGUGGGGCAGCUAAACUUUUUAAAAGUUGGAUCAUCAUACAUGAAUCAUGUUUAGAUAGACUUUAAUGCUGCAAUACUGUUUUACUUGAAUUGCUUUUUUCUUGUUACAUUCCUGUGUGUAUGUUUUCAACCUGCUUGUCAACAUAAUCAGCUUUUUUAUUAACCCUUUCAAGCAAACU